CUGAGAACUUCGAGUCGUCGGAAGAGUCGUUCUCGUCGUUGUGGAAAGCCCUUGAACAGGAGUUCGAGAACCGGCGCUGGCUGGUAGACAACCAUCUUGCGGAACUGUUCCAGAUCAAGCGGUUGGAGUUCGAGUCGGCGAACGAUCUGCAUCAGCUGCUGAACGUCGUCCAAAGGAACCUUCGUGGCUUGUCCUCUUUGAAGCUUAACCUCGAACCCCUUUCCGAAGCAAUGCUAGUCCACGUUGUCGCUUCCCGUCUCGAUGGUGACACGCACAAGGCUUUCGAGUCCCACGUGGUCGGCCAGAGUUCUGUGAAGUGGAGUGAAAUGGUUGACUUUCUGUUGAAUCGCUGUCGCAUUUUGGAGAACCUGGAGCAAGAACGCAAGCAAACCCGUGUCCACCCGAAGCCAGUCGGAGCCAGGCUGCAACCGAAGGUGUUGGUGAGCGCCACCCGUGAUGAGGAGAAGAGGAAUUUCGGUUGUUUCAACUGCACAGGUAGCCAUUACAUCAACGAGUGUCGCAGCUUCCUCGCUCUGCCUGUGAAGCAGCGGUUCCAGAGGGUCAAGGAUUUGAAAUUGUGCAUCAACUGCUUCUCCAAUCGCCACAAUGUCGCCAAUUGCAAGAGUGGUACCUGCAAGUCUUGUGGCCAACGUCACAACACGCUUCUCCAUUUCGACCCCAAGAUGCCAGGUGAAGGAACGUCGUCGCAGUCUAGUGUAUCGUCGACGCUACUCGUGAACAACCCGCGCCCGGACCUUGUCGACCCCGCUCUAGAUUCGAAGAAGACGUUCGGACCAGUGGCGUCAGAGGAUCGAUCAGUUGAACCAAAGUCGUCCCCCAAGAAGGUUCAGUUGAUCUCGACGAGCGGACAAGCACUGCUGCACACUGCGAUCGUGUACGUUCAAGGAUCAAACGGGGAAGUCCAAGAGUGUCGUGCGGUCCUGGACUCGUGUGCAAUGACUUCGUUCAUGACGACUGCGUGUGCUCAACGUCUGCGACUCAAAACGUUCCCUGCUAGUGUCUCGAUUGUCGGAUUCGGUGGAGCAGGCCAUGGAAUCACCGAAGCAGCUGUCGCUCACGUUUUCUCGAAACCGUCUGUUAUCGAACACCAAGAAGUCGUUGUUGAGUUUCUCGUCGCUCCGUGCAUCGUUAACCGACCCUUCAACCAACCGGAGAAGAUCGACAUCCUGUUUGGCAUCGUCGAGUGGGAUAAGAUGAUGUUGAGCCAGACCUACAAGCUCGGCGACGAGUUGCCUACGCUGCGACGAACGAUCUUCGGAUGGGUCGCAGGAGGUCCGGUGAACGAGGAGGUCAACUAUCCUACACUGCAAGCUCUGCCGGUAACGAACGAACAGCUGGACGAACAACUGACCAAGUUCUGGGAAGUCGAAAGCUACAGCACGGAACGCUUCCUUUCCCCCGAAGAACAAGCUGCUGAGGAUCAUUUUGUGACCACCCACUGUUGA
Molecule: messenger RNA, 1466 nt
Organism: Culex pipiens pallens (northern house mosquito)
Lineage: Eukaryota; Metazoa; Arthropoda; Insecta; Diptera; Culicidae
Exons: 3
Source: RefSeq, a predicted model, not a curated record